Messenger RNA from Musca domestica (house fly), 3062 nucleotides. RefSeq names its product lachesin-like. Gene Ontology annotation, cellular component: neuron projection. The transcript has 11 exons. The record is from RefSeq and is a predicted model, not a curated record. Bases 1286 to 2698 code for a protein of 470 amino acids. NCBI's taxonomy places the organism in Eukaryota, Metazoa, Arthropoda, Insecta, Diptera, Muscidae.
CAUGGCAAAGUUCGCACAGCAGAUGGCAGGUAUUCGAGCGUUGAAUGUGAUAUAUGAAAGUUGAAAACCCGGUCUGAAAACCUGCAAGUGUUGUCUUAACAGCAUGUCAGCAGCACAUAAGCCGUGUCAGGACAUUGUGCAUUGCAACAGCAAGCGGCAACAAAACUGAAUCCAGGAGUAUGUCAUAAAUGAAAAAUCAUACAGAGAAAUAUUCAAGUGAAACUUUUUUGUUUCUCUCCAAAAAAAAAAAAACGGGGGAAAAACUCAACUCAAUUCAACUGAUGCAGGUGAAUGUAAAACGGCUACUAUCCAUUGAGGAAUGUGCACUCCCGACUCCUUGCCUGGUACACUGGUAGUAUUUUGUGUAAAUAAUGAACGAAAAAACACCAGCAACAAGGAGCAGCAGGAAGUUGUGUCGCAUGCACAAUCAUAAAUCAUUCGGAAAAUUGAUGCUGAAGCAGAAUCUGGAGCAGUGGCAACAUCAACAAUAAACUUCCAUUUACUUCCCAGUUGCUGUCGCACACACACACAUUCACAGGUAUGUUUGUGGCAACAUCCGAAAUUCUGGUACAACAAUGAUGUCCAACAAAAACAACAUCCCAGCAUCAUCAACUAAAGAAUAAAAGAAACAAAGAACUCAGAAAAAAAAUCGAAUUGAAUAUUUAAAUUUUGUCUGAACAUUUGGAAUUUACGGUCUACCUAGCAAUACUCUCUGGAAGGACAAUUCAUCGAGGAGCGGCAAGCAACCACAACUACCACUACGACCUGAAUUUGUUAUGCACUUGUCAACGCCUGCUUCAUCCAAGUGACAUUCAUCCAUCCAGCCAGCCAGCCAACCAUUCCCUGAUGGAUGUCAGUUGCAACGAUUUUCAAUCAUUUUACUUCCGCAACAAACGAACCGAACUUUUCAGAGAAACCCAAAAAAAGAUAAAAACUGAAAAACCCCCAAUAAAUAAAUAAAUAUCUCUGCUACCGGGCAACCAUACUGGAUCCCCCCCGUGAGAUUUUAAUGCAGUUUCAAUACAACGAAAUAAUUUCGAAAACGAAAGAAGCGAGGACGAAAACAAGUGUUUAAAUAACACAUUCACUUCAUUUAAUUUGGCUUAAAUACCAUCGAUGCGAAUGAAGUUUCCGAUUGCGUUUUCGUUUUGCAAUUAACCGAGGAGAGAUAUUAAAUCAAACUUAAAUCCCACCGCCAGCAUAGUUACAUUUUAAGAAGGACUGAGUUGAGAGAAUAGAAUAAGAGCCAUAGCAGCAGUAACAACAACAAAAAAAACACAACAAAAUGAUAUUCCUAAUGACAGUUAUCAAAGUGCUGCUCAUCGCACUGAACAUAUUUCCAAGUCGCUUCACCAAUCGCAAGGUGAUGUUCCUGAUCUACCUGACAAAUCUCGUAACACAUGUUAUGAUGAAUGAACCUCGCUUUGCCCAACCAAUACCAAAUGUAACAGUGGCCGUGGGACGUGAUGCCAAUUUACCCUGUGUUGUGGAGCAUUUGGGCGGCUAUAAGGUUGCUUGGAUACAUAUUGACAGACAAAUGAUUUUGACAAUACAUCGCCAUGUUAUCUCGAGGAUACCACGUUACAGCAUUACCUACGACAAUGCCAACACAUGGCUGCUGCAUGUGAACCAGGCGCACCAGGACGAUCGUGGCUACUACAUGUGCCAGGUGAAUACAAAUCCCAUGAUAAGUCAAGUGGGCUAUCUGCAGGUAGUCGUGCCACCCAAUAUAUUGGACAUUGAGAGCACUCCAUCCUCGGUGGCCGUAAGGGAAAACCAAAAUAUCAACAUGACUUGCAGGGCAGAUGGCUUUCCGGCUCCAAAAAUAAUAUGGCGGCGAGAAGAUGGCGAAGAAAUUGCAGUCGAAAAGAAAAAGAAAGUUUUGGUCUACGACGGUGAAGUCCUGCCGCUGACCAAAGUGAGUCGCAACGAAAUGGGUGCUUAUCUCUGCAUCGCCACCAACGGUGUACCACCUUCGGUAUCAAAGCGUAUAAUACUGGAUGUCGAGUUUUCUCCAAUGAUUUGGGUUCCGAAUCAACUUGUUGGAGCUCCAGCUGGCACUGAUGUUACCAUUGAUUGCCAUACGGAAGCACAUCCCAAAGCCAUAAUCUAUUGGGUUUACAAUUCGGUUAUGGUCCUGCCAAGUAAGAAGUAUAAAACCGACUAUACGGAGAAUUCCUACAGAGCCCACAUGAAACUGACAAUAAGAAAUCUCCAAUAUGGCGACUUUGGAAACUAUCGAUGUAUAUCCAAAAAUUCUCUGGGAGAAACAGAAGGAUCAAUACGAGUGUACGAAAUUCCGCUGCCAUCAACGCCUUCAAAGCAGGUGACGCAUUCUACAAUAGAUACGAGAGAAAACAAUAUCAUACCGAUUCGUAAUGAUUCUCUCAAGUCAUUACAAACGGAUGUGCAUUCGCUGAAAAAUGAAUUACUCGGGACGAGUGAUUCCACAUCUCCAGCUUUGCAGGGUGCAACAGCGCUGGUGCCGUCAUUGACGGGAAAUAAUCUACAAAUCUAUGGAUCAUCCAGUAGUUCUGUGGAACGCAAGGGACUGCUGGCGAUAGGAAAGAGUAUGUCUUAUACUGAGCUUCCACCCAAUCACCUAGAAGAUUCAUCAGCCUGGACAGCGAAACCCCCACUGUACUUAAUUGUCUACUGCAGUGGCUUUGCGUGGAUGUUCCUAAGAUGGACGGCGUAAAAGUGUCAUGGUAUUGACAGCCAUAUCCGGUUAUAAUAUCGUACACCAGCAGGAGACUAAUUUAAUUCAAUUCAAUUCAUUUUACUUUUUGUUUCAAAAUACAAAGGAUGUCAAGUUAAUUGUGAUGGAUGGCAGCAUGUCACAUUAGCUAUCUGAGUACGACCGCAAAGUCUUGCUGUUUAUGAAUUACAGAAACCCCUCCCCUUAUCCCUCUCCUUUAAAAUGUUGAAAUUGACAAUAAUGCAAAUAAUACAUAUCACACAGUCACAUGCAGAAAAAGGAUACACAUAUCAGACACAGAGACAUAUACACCCCUAAUUUUCAUAUAUAAAUCAAACUAAAAAGUUUAAGGGAUUUAAUUGAA